AUGAGGAAGGACAUGGGUGUGAGUAUAAGUUAUGUGAAGGCUUGGAAAGCUAAGGAACAUGCAUUGGAGUUGGUUAGGGGAUCACCAGAGGAAUCUUACUCGUUACUUCCAUCUUAUUUUGCUGUGUUAGAAGCCAAAAAUCCAGGUACGAUAACACAUAUUGAAACAGAUGAGAAUAAUCAUUUUUUGUACCGUUUCAUGUCACUUGGACCUUGCAUAAGAGGAUUUAGAAGUGUUAUUAGGCUGGUAGUAGCGGUUGAUGGGACAUUUUUAAAGGGUAAAUAUCUUGGCACUUUGUUUGUUGCCACAUGCAUGGAUGGCAACAAACAAAUAUACCCUCUAGCAUUCAGAGUUGGAGAUUCAAAGAAUGACGCAUCAUGGAAUUGGUUUUUGACAAAAUUACGAGAAGCAAUUGGGGAAAUUGAUGAAUUGGUGUUUGUUUCUGAUAGACAUGAAAGCAUUCGGAAGGCUCUAUCAACUGUUUUCCCCAAUGCCCAUCAUGGUGCAUGCAUAUUUCAUAUAAGUCAAAACAUUAGGCAUCAUUUUAAGCAUGAGAGAGCACACAAACUGUAUUUUACAGCUACUAAGGCAUAUCGAAUUCCUGAAUUUCAUCGUCUUAUGAUAGAAAUAUAUAAAGUCGACUCUGAGGUGGGUGAUUAUCUUCAUUCGGCUGGAUAUGAAAAGUGGACUCGUGCGUACUUCGAUGGAAAACGGUACAACAUCAUGACAACAAAUAUUGUUGAAUGUCUUAAUGCAAUCACCAGAGAUGCUCGAAAACUACCUAUCACACGAUUUCUUGAGUAUUUAAGAAUGAAUAUUCUGCAGAAGUGGUUUUAUGAGCGUCGAACUGAGGCAGCUAAAAUGAAUACACAUUUGACAUAUUGGGCAGACAAUUUAGUGCGAGAAAAUAACAAGCAAGGAUUAUCAUUACAGCUUUAUCCAUCACUGCCAUGUUUAGUAAAGAAUAAAUGUAUGUUUGCAAUGUUAAAGGCUAAAUUUUAUGCAGCAGUUCAGGGUAUUCAUCGACUUCUCUUACAGAUCACUAAUUGCGAAUUGCUUUUGUAG
Malus domestica (apple) is the source of this 1065-nucleotide messenger RNA. NCBI's taxonomy places the organism in Eukaryota, Viridiplantae, Streptophyta, Magnoliopsida, Rosales, Rosaceae. The record is from RefSeq and is a predicted model, not a curated record.